AUGAAACCCAGGAACUUAUGAAACUACAGUCGCUACACAUCGCCGUCUCGAGCUCUAUAAAACCUCCGCAAUAUAUGCCGGCCUGCGUUUGUAAUCUUUCUGCCUCUUUUGCCACCGUGUGUUUUGGGCACAGCACAGCUAUCCACCGUACCCCGCGCGAACCCCGACCGAGCCUCAGUCAUGGCCGAACUAAGUGUCUACGACAACGACCCGACGAUAUACCUCUUUACCUCGCUGACCGCCGGGUCCUCUCACAUUGUCACUGCCACAUCUCGGAUCGAAACAAUCCUAAGAGCGAACAAGAUCCCUUUCAAGGGAGUCGACACGGCGACAGAUGAGCUCGCAAAGAAGCUGUUCCAGCGCAGAGCAAGCGGGAAGAAGCUACCGUUGAUAGUCAAAGAGGGAUACGUCCUGGGUGGCAUCACAGAGAUCGAAGAAUGGAACGAGUACGACGAGAUUCGAGAAGCGCUGGGCGUCACGUCAGCCUUCACGCCCUUUCCUGCGAAACCCGGCCCUCCUCCCAUGGCUGCGCCAGCUACGACCACCUCUUCCUUCUCAUCCACAAGCACAGCUGCGAAGAAGGACAAUGUCGUCAUACCUAGUCCAGAGACAAAUCUGGCGCUCCGUGAGCUAGGGGCUGAAGCUGCGAAGAAGGCCGCGUCGAUGAAGCCUACCCCAAGCAACAUCAAGACUACGAACCCAUUGCUGGCAGAGAAGACAAACACACCAACCUCGGCGACAUCGAAGAAGAGCCCUACGAAAGAAGACCCUAGCAGCAUUCUCUCGCCCAAAUCUGUCCCAUUACCCGAGACGCCCAAGCUUGCGACGCCUGCUACACCGACCGCGACCGAGACCGCGACCAAAGAUACAAAGGCUGCUGCUUCGACCGCCAAAGCAGAGGCUAAGCCCGCUGCCUCGAUCGCAACGACAAAAGACACAAAGAGCACGAAAGACGCGAAAGACGCGAAAGCCGCUACACCGAGCACGAGCAAAGACACCAAGGCGAAGGACACCAAGGCUAAGGACGUAAAAGACGCAAAAGCAAAGGACUCCAAGGCGAAAGACCCCAAAGCAAAGACCACCACAUCCUCAAAAGAUGCAAAGUCAAAGUCAACGAGAAAACCCGCAACAGGAGGACUCUUCGGCCUCGGAAAGCCCGUUGCCAAGUCAAAGUCUUCGAAACCCUCGAGCAGCAAAGACGCAAAGAGCAAAGAUACAAAAUCUAGGAGCGCAAAAGACACCAAAGCGGCCGCGAAACCGGGCAUCCCCAAGCUCUCCGAUCUGCAGAAACCUGUACAUGCGCCUCCGUCUAUGCACGAUGAUGCGAAGAACCCUGCGCUUAGUGCUGGACCGAUAAGCUCAACGAAUAAGGAGAAUGAGGAGGAGAGUGGUGAGGAGGAUGGAGACAGCGAGGAGGCAUCUGAAGAGGAGAGCUCUGAGAAGGAGGAGGAGGAGGAGGAGGCCGAUGCCGAUAAACCGGCAGCAGCCAAGGCCCCAGCAAAGGCAGACGCCAAAGCAACUGCAGCAACCGAAGAGAGCAGCGAAGAAGAGGAAGAUAGCGACGAGGAAGAAGAGAGUGAGGAGGAGGAGGACAGCGCAGAAGACAAGAAACCCGCACCGUUGGCUACAAAAGAGAAACCCGCAACACAAGCCAAGAAAGACGCCGAAGCGGAGGAGAGUUCCGAAGAGGAAGACAGCGACGAAGAUGACGAGGAGAGCUCAGAGGAAGAAGAAGAGACACCGAAGACGCAGAAGCAAUCUGCCAAGGAUGCGAGUAAAGCAGGUGUGAGCGUGAAGGACUAGAGAAGAAGGAGGUCUCAUGUGGAUAAUGGGGAGUAGACAGUGUAUAUAGUUUCAAGUGCAAGAUAGCAGUAUAUAAUCAAGUUUUGGACA
Alternaria rosae is the source of this 1893-nucleotide messenger RNA. RefSeq lists its product as uncharacterized. The coding region runs from base 181 to 1803 and encodes 540 amino acids. The record is from RefSeq and is a predicted model, not a curated record. The transcript has 2 exons. Lineage: Eukaryota; Fungi; Ascomycota; Dothideomycetes; Pleosporales; Pleosporaceae.